Caenorhabditis briggsae is the source of this 423-nucleotide messenger RNA. The record is from RefSeq and is a predicted model, not a curated record. Bases 1 to 423 code for a protein of 140 amino acids. The transcript has 4 exons. NCBI's taxonomy places the organism in Eukaryota, Metazoa, Nematoda, Chromadorea, Rhabditida, Rhabditidae.
AUGAUCAACCGGUUUCCAUGGUCUUCUUCUGUUUAUUUCUGCCAUCUUCUCAUCAUAUCAAUCGUCAUUUUUCACACGUCAUCUGAUGCCAAAAUAGCUCCAAAGUGCCGUGAUACAGAUAUGAACUGUGCUGUUUGGGUUGCAUCGAAUUCUUCGGAUUGUGAAAAUGUGGAACUGGUGAGCUCACACUGUUUGAGAACGUGUCAAUCAUGUGGGGAGCCAAUUGAUCCAAAAUACGACGUAAAACUGCUGCCUCCAAAGCUAAAAUCUAUUGCUUGGAUGGUUGGAAGAUGGAGAUCUGAAUUCGGAGGAAAAGCAUUUUUCCCAACGAUUCCAAAGUUUACUUAUGGUGAACAAGUCGAUAUUACAAUUGCUGAUAAUGCAGAAAACGCUAAAACUCCGUUGCUGAAUUAUACAUUCUGA